Dioszegia hungarica is the source of this 528-nucleotide messenger RNA. RefSeq lists its product as uncharacterized. The coding region runs from base 1 to 528 and encodes 175 amino acids. The transcript is spliced from 4 exons. The record is from RefSeq and is a predicted model, not a curated record. Lineage: Eukaryota; Fungi; Basidiomycota; Tremellomycetes; Tremellales; Bulleribasidiaceae.
AUGGGUGCACAGCAGUCCUCCCAGGCUCCCCAAGAGCAAGUCUUCCAGUCCGAGCCAUCCACUUCGGUCCAGUUCUCCCCCUCCCUGAUUGAUCGACUCUCGUCCGCCGCCCCUUCUCCCGAUAAAUCAGCCAAAUCCAGCUCCAGCGUCAGCGGCAGCUCAAGCUCGAGCACGGACGAUAUCGUCCGUAGAAGACUCGCGGCAGAAUCAGCACAUAUCAGACAGCAAGAGUCGGAGAUCCUGUCCAAGAUCUCGGCGGCGCUCGAGAAGGAGAACAUGGACAAGGAGAAGCCGAGGAUGAGCUCGCAGGUGCUCAGUAGGGAUAUUGAGGAGGUGAGGGAGAAGGUUGGCAGGAUGAAGAGGGAGAGGGAGCAGAAGGAGGGAGAGGGGGUCAGGAAGGCCAAGGAGGGGGUCGUUGCUUGUUAUGCUGCUAAGAAGGACCGACCAUUAGAUUGCUGGAAAGAGGUCGAGGCUUUCAAGUUCGAGGUUUCAAAACUGGAGCAGGCAUUUGUCAAGUCGAUGCAAUAG